Molecule: messenger RNA, 7169 nt
Organism: Aphidius gifuensis
Lineage: Eukaryota; Metazoa; Arthropoda; Insecta; Hymenoptera; Braconidae
Gene: Shrm
Product: protein Shroom
Exons: 12
Coding region: 367-6729 (2120 amino acids)
Biological process (GO): actin filament organization
Cellular component (GO): apical plasma membrane; cortical actin cytoskeleton; apical junction complex
Molecular function (GO): actin filament binding
Source: RefSeq, a predicted model, not a curated record
GUUGUUUUUUUUUUUUUAUUUUAAUUGGAGUCGUGGGACCAAUAGGACAGAGGUACAGUGAGUUUUUGUUUUGUACUUUCUUGAAUGCGUUGAUAGGCCGCGACCGUGGUCCCCUUGUUGGGCCCGAGCGUCGGCAGAAAUACAAGUUUAACCGAGGGUUUAAAACAAAACAAAAAAUAUAUAUAUAAAAUAACAAAGUGCAGUGCAAGGAGGAAAAAAAAAAAAUAUAUAAUAAAACUAAGACUGAAUAAAAUCGACGAAGAGGAACGUUGAACGAGUUAAGGGGAGAGAGUAAAAAGUAAGAAAAUAAUAUUAAAAAGAUUAAAGAAAAAAGAAAAAAAAAUAUAAUCAUAGAAGGAGGGUAGAAUGGCGGACGCGAUGCGAAAAGGCCCAAGGAAUGAACAGUGGUUCUCAUCUAAGAUGACAACUGAAAAAGAAGAUAAAAAAAGUGGUGCUUUUAAUUUUAUACGAAGUCGAGGUAGCAUGAGAAGACAAUUGUCUCGAGAAUCAACAAAUCGGAGCAAGUCUUCAGAAGACCACCAUGGAAUAAUGCCUGGAGAAAAUAGUGGCAGUGGUGGUUUUGGAAAGUGGCUUAGAGACCAUCUUAAAGGAUCAAAAAACACAAAUGAAACUGAUACAAUUCUAUCAUCUAAAAAUCAUGAUAAUAAAAAAGUAUUAUCAAAAAUAACAUAUACACCACAAAAUGUUUAUUGCAGUUUACCAAGAGAACAACGUCGACAUAAUGUUAAAAAUGAAAAUAAUCAAAGAAGACCAAGAUCUGAAAGUUGUAAUUUACGUGAGAGAAGUUUUUCAAAUGAAAUUAAUCGUGUUUAUUCAUUUUAUGAAAAUGAUAAUAAAUGUAAUAAGAAAAAAAAUAAAGAAAAAAGACGACAUUCUAUGAACGAAACACGUGAGCAUCGAAAUCUUCGAAAAAGCUGUAUCUCGAAUGGCGGGUCCACGUGUAACGAGAUGACAGAGCUUCAGCCGUCCCCAACGGCAUAUCGUGGCCAGGAUGAUACCCUAGGUACACCCUCAUGCACGCAAAAUAACAACGGAAUAAAAUAUUCAGGCCAAACGCAUCAAUGUGGAACAAAAAAUUAUAAAAACAUCAAUAUUUAUCCUCAAGAUAAUUAUCAUAAACAACAAUCCAGUUGUAAUACAACAUUAAAUAAAAAUAAUCAUCAAUAUCAUCGUAAUAAUAAUAAUUGUCAUGAUAAUAUUAAUAUACAAAAUGAUCAUAAUAAUAUUGAUCACAAUGAUGGAUAUAAAAAAAAUACACCUGGUUAUAAAAAUGACAGCGGAUACAGUGAAAGUAUUGGAUUCGAUAGUUUCAGUCUUACUCUCAAUGAAAGGGACUCGUCUUCGCCACCACCAACACCACCAGUGCGCGACGCAUCAAGUCUCAAGGGCGUCUGUUACGGUCCAGGUCACGAGAAAUAUCCGUCCUGGCCGAGUGCAUCAGAGUGUAAUUAUGAUGAUGAACAACAUAAUAAUAAAAAUGGCUCACACAGAUCAAAGUCCUGGACAGAUCAUACAAAUUAUCCCAAGGAAAAACCACAACAAUACACAAGACCAUCAAUUAUUAAAAGACCAAAUCCAACAUUUACACAACAGCUCAAGACGGUGAUGGAAAGAUGUGAGAAAAUACCAAGCGAGACAUUUGAAUCACGUGGCCUGGAGGAUAACCAACAGCAACAAAAACAACCAAGACUAUGGCCUCGUGUUGAUCGCGAGGGUAAAUCAAUUGGUGAUGCUGAGUAUGUUGUUCCAUCACCACCAGAACAUGAACAAGAACAACCAGGUCAAACACUUAGUCAUGCAGAUCUUGAGGCAUAUGUCAGGAGUUAUCAGGAUCCAUCCCAAGUUGAUAUUUAUCGAGAAUCUACAUUGACUCAGGCUGGACUUGAAGAGUACACAAGAGUUCAACAUUCACAACAAGCAAGCUAUGCACAAUCAGAGGGUUAUCAUAGUUAUGUAUCUAGUGUUGAUUCAACAACAACAACACCAUUUCUUGAUAGAUUACGAAGGGACAGUGAAGCAGCUGCACAAAGACCAUCAACAUGGAUUGAUACAUCACGUGAAGGACGUGAUAGUGUUGUAACAACAUCAUCAAAUGGUUCAGCAUCAAGUAGUGAAACACUUAAAUGGCAUGGUUCAAUGUCUGAUGUUAGUUUAUCAUCUGGUUUACGUCAAGUAACAUCUGAUAAUAAUUGGCAACACAAGUCAUUAUCUGAUGUAACAAUAAAUUCAAAUAUAAAUAAUAGUAAUAAAAAAAUUAAUUAUUCAGAUAAAUGGCCUGGAUCAAUGUGUGAUGUUAGUAAAAAUAUAAUUAAAAAUAAUGAUAAAUGGCAAAUAAAUAUAAAUGAUCGUAAUUUUAAACAAAAUACAAAUAGAAUUAAUUCACAAGGUGUUAUUAAUCAUUGUUCAUCAGUCAAUGAUGUUUGUAAUUUAUCUGAUAGUAAUAAUUUAAAAUGGCAAGAGUCAAAUAUCGACAUUAAUAAUGAUGAUGAUGUCGAUGAUGAUAAUAGUAAUAGUAAUAAUAAUAAUAGUAAUAAUACUGGUCAAAUAAAUUCACCAAUUAUAAAACUUCAACAAAAACAACAACAACAACCACAACAAGAACAACAACAAGAUGAUUGGAAUAAUAUAAAUGAUUCAAUGUCUGAUGUUAGUCAAACAAAUAUAUCAAUUAAUAAUAAUAAUAAUAAUAAUAAUAGUAAACAACUUAUUGCACAUUCAGCAAGAGUACAAACACCACAACGUCAUCAUUCAGAGAGUGUAUUAUAUCUUGAUAGAGAAAGAAAUAAAAGAAAACUUUAUCCAAUAUCAACAACACAAAUACAAGAUAAUAAUAAUACAAUAAAACAAUCAUCACCACCACAAAUAAAUUUAUCUGUUGCUGAUAGAAUAAAUGAACUUGAAAAACAACAACAAAUGAAAUAUACAUAUUUAGAUCCAGAUAAACGUCAUCGUGUAUCUGAUCCAACAUUAAAAGCAAUACAAAAAAAAGCAUUAUUAUCAUUUUAUGAAAGACAUCAUCAUCAUAAUCAAUCAUCAUCAUCAUGGCGUUCAGAACCAUAUUUAUUACAAUCAUCAAACAAUAAUAAUAAUCAAAAUUAUCAAUUAUCAUUGACUCAACAAUCAACAUCAUCAUUAUCAUCAUCUUCAUCAUCAACAUCAUCAUCACCACCACCACCACAACCACCACCAAGACCAAGAGCAUUAUCAUCAAGACGUGCAUCAUCUGCAUCUGAUUAUGCUAAUGGUACAUGGCGUGAUAAUAAAAUAAAUCAUAAUAGUAAUAAUAAUAUAUUAAUGAGCAACAGUAGCAAUAAUAAUAAUAAUAUUAAUAAUGAUUUGAAAUUACCAAAACAUCAGCAUAGUAAUUCAUGUGGUUCAUUGUCAAUGGAUUUACAUGGUAGUGUUGUUAUGGGACCAACAAUUAAAAUUGAUAAUUGGGUACCUGAAAGACCACCUAAAAAACCACAUUUACGAAAUGUAUUUAAUACAAAUAUUAAUAAUGAACGUUUACCAUCACCAGAUUUACCACCACCAUCACCACCAACUGUUACUGUUAAUGAAGUAUUAAAUUGUGAUGAACCAUUACCACCACCACCACCACCAGAAAUAAAUCAUUACAAUGAAAUGGAUAAUAAUCAUAAUACCAAUGAAAAUACAAUAAUAAGAAAAUCAAAAAAAAAUAUAUAUGAUAAUAAUUAUUGUAAAACAACAUUUAAUGAUGAUAAUAAUGAUUAUUUAAAAAAUAAUAAUGUUAGUAGAAUUGGUAGAUCAAGUUUACGUUAUCCAUCUGGUCAAAAAUUAACAAUAAAUAAUGGAUAUUUAAGAAGAAGUGUUGAUGAUAAAAAUUCAACAAGACCACCAGCAAUAUUACCAGAUUUAUUAACAUCAAAAAAAUAUGAUGAUUGUGGACAUCAAAAAGCAUCACCACAAGUACCAGUUGAAAUUAAAUUAACAAGACAUGAAUCAAUGCGUAAUAAUAUUAAAAAUAAUGAUAAUUAUUUAUUUAAAAAUUAUAAUAAACCACAACCACAAGUACCAAUUAUAAAUAAAACAAAUUACAUGUCGUCAUUAACAUCUGAGACAAUGAAAUCACAAAAAUAUCAUGAUUCAAUUGGUGGUAAUGGUGGUUUUAAUGUUGGUAAUAAAGUUAGAACAUCAUAUGAAGCUAAUUCAAAAUUAAUACACGAAGGUAGUCCACAAAAAUAUCAUGAACCACCAAAAUAUAUACAGCCAAGAAAUUAUUUUGCAUUACCACCAAAAUAUAUUGAUGCACCAGUAUCAAGAACAGAUAAUAAAAAUAAUGAUAAUUAUUUAUCUGGAUUAUCAACGAGUUCAACAUCACCACCGCCACCACCACCACCAUUGCCACCACCAUUAGCACCAAGACAAAAUACACCAGGUAGAAAAUCACUGCCACCACCACCACCAAGACCUGCACCACCUCCACAAAAUAUUCAAUCACUCCAGGGAAGCACCUCAAAGGCGUCUUAUCUGGCAUAUCGUCGUGAAAGAGGUGCACCUGAUUCUGAAGGUAGCUAUAAACGUACAAUGUCACCAACAGCAAGACUAGAUGAAUGGCAAUCACAGCGUGAUGAUCCAGUAUUAUUACGUGUUACACCAUAUAAUAAUCAUCAACAUGAACGUCCAAAAUCACACAGUAUUGAUACAUCAAAUAAUCGGAUUGAUGAACAUUCAAAUGCACAUACUGUUGAAGUUAUUGGCAAAUUAUCAAAUGAAUUAACUAAAAAAUUACAAUCAACUGAACAACGUACAAGAUUUGAAAAUAACAAUAGCAAUAACAAUUUUACAAAUAUAAAUAAUAGUAAUAGUAAUAAUAAUAAUGAUAUUAAUGAUGAUGAUGAUGAUAAAUUAACACCAAAUAGUAUUCAUGGAUUAAAUGAUAUUAAUCAUAAAUAUGAUAUCGAAAGAAGAAAAAAUACAGUGUCAUGUGAAACAAUAAAUAAUACAAAAUUAUAUAAUGAUUAUAGUGUUGAUGAUUAUUAUCGUGAUAGAAAUAGUUCGACAAUCGAAAUGACAUCGAAAAAUGUUGAAUUAUUAAAUCGUAAAAAUCAAGGAAUUGAAAAAAAUAAUUGUCAUUUAUAUAAUUGUGAUAAAUCAAUACCACCAUUACCAUCAACAUCACCACCACGUUCACCAAUAUUAAAUAAAUCACAUGGUGCAAUAUCAAGAGUAACUGAUAGUACAUCAAGUUUAUCAUCAUCAUCAUCUUCGUUGUUGUCAUCGUCGUCGUCGUCUUCCACAACAGCAACAGCAACACGUAAUACAAUUGAACAAUCAAAAAUAAAAACAUCAAAAUUAAAUAUAAAUGAUAUAUCUGUUAGAAAAAAUGAACAAAUUAUAAAUAAUAAUAAUGAUGAUACAAUAAAUUCACGUAUUAAAAUAUCAAGUCCAUCACAAACAGAUAAUACAUGGACACAAAAUGAUAUUAUAUUUAGAAAUAAAUUACGUAGAACAUCAUCACUUGGUUCAAGAUCAUCAACAUUAUCAAGUAAUUCAAAAACAUCAUCAUCAACAUCAAUAUCACCAAGUUAUUCACCAAUUGAUAGAAAACAAUCACCGUGUUUAUCAUCAUCAUCAUCACAAUUUGGAUAUGAUGGAUUACAAAUUGUUCAACGUAGUGAAAUUAUUGUUAAAAUUAAUUCAACAACAGAUGCAUCAUCACAAACUGAUUUAAUUGAUGAUGAUAAAACAUUUAUUAAUCAUGAUUAUGUUAAUUUAAUACAUGAAUGUAGAAAAAAAUUACCAGAAGAAAUUGAAUGUGAAGAAUUAAGUAGAGAUCUUGUUAAUCAGUUGGGACCAAAUGACAAACUUUCACCAAUUUUAGUGCCAGCACCAGAACACAAAAAACCAAGAGACUAUGUAACAGGUUUAUUCAGGGUUGAGUCAACAUUACAAUCACGUUUACAACGUCCAGCAUCAACAUCUUCAUCGCUGGAUAAUGAUACUGAAGACGACAGGAAAAAUGACACAAUGCCAACAUCACCAAUUAAUGAAAAAGCCACAAGUGGUCCUUUGUCACCUACUUCAGCAUAUUUUACAAUAUCUGAAAGUAAAGCUAAAUUUUUAACGAGAUAUUCAAGAGAUGUUACUGAUGUUGAUAUUAAAAAUGCCAGUGAUGAAAUUUCAAUUCAAUCCAACAUUGAUAAUCUUGAUCUUAGACAGAAAAAGGAGGAACUUGUACUCAGGUUGGAUCGUAAAGUUAUUGUUUUACGUGCUGAACAAGAGGCUGUGAAAGAAGAAGUAGAAAUGAAUGAUGCACUUGGUGCUAAAGUAACAACUAAAAUAUCAGCAGUUGCAAGACCAGUUGAAUCAUCAAAAUUUCGUUUACAUAUUGAAGAAAUUGGUAAAAUAACUAGUUUAUUACUUGGACUAAGUGGUAGACUUGCAAGAGCUGAAAAUGCACUCUAUGGAAUGUCUGAUGAUCAUCCAGAAAAAAAAAUAUUGGAAAGUAAAAGAGAUAAAUUACUGGAACAACUUGAAGAAGCUAAAAUAUUAAAAAUAAAUAUUGAUAAAAGAAGUGUUAAUGUAUCAUCAAUACUAUUAAAAUACCUGAAUGAUGAUGAAUUUGCUGAUUACCAACAUUUUAUUAAUAUGAAAACAAAAUUAAUAAUGGAUGGUCGUGAAAUUCAGGAUAAAGUUAAACUUGGUGAAGAACAACUUGCUGCAUUAAAAGAAGCUAUAAGCUAACUUCAAGUGUAAAAAAAAAAAUAACAAAAAUAAGAAGAAAAACAAAAAAAAAAAAAAACAAAGUGCCUAUAUAGAAAAAACAAUUACAAAUAAUUACUGUAAGUUUUUUUUAUUUCUUCUAUCUUUGUUUUUGUUGAUUUAAAAGAAAAAAAAAAAUUAAUUAAUUAUCGAAGAAAUGCUGUGAUUACGUAAACAAGCUUCGUAAUAUUGAACUUAAUUAUUAACGUAAUUAUUUGGUGUGUUAUGUGAACAUUUUAAUGGCUACUUUGCUGGUCAAUUAUUUCCCUGUGUUAAAUGCAUAAUUUUAAAUAUAAUUUUAUUCGAAAUAUUAGAUAUGAGUAUUAAUAAUAAUGGUUAAUAUUAAAAGAAGGAAAGAAUGAAUAAUAAUAAACAAAAAAAAAAAGGACACGUCGAAUGCGUGUUGCCUGCUGACAAGGCUC